This is a messenger RNA of Rhagoletis zephyria (snowberry fruit fly), 720 nucleotides long. The record is from RefSeq and is a predicted model, not a curated record. NCBI's taxonomy places the organism in Eukaryota, Metazoa, Arthropoda, Insecta, Diptera, Tephritidae.
AUGCGCGGCUACGGAGAGUCGGAUAAGCCUGAGGGAGUUCAGCACUACUCUUCUGAUCUGCUCGUCGCUGACAUUGUCGAGCUGCUGGAGAUUUUGAUUGCCAAAUCAGCCGGCCAACAAAAGAGCAGACGAGGUGCAGUGCUGGUCGCUCACGACUGGGGCGGCAUCAUCGCCUGGACGGUGGCACAGGCACGCCCCGACCUCGUCGACCGCUUCAUCGUCCUCAACUCGCCGCAUCCUGCCGUGUGGGCGGCUCGCAUUGCCACCACCUGGCGACAGUUCCUCUCCUCCUGGUACAUGUUCUUCUUCAACUGUCCGCUUCUGCCGGAGCUGUUCUUUAGCCGCGUCGACUACGCUGGUCUCGACUACCUCUACGGCCGCUUCAACAACCCCGAGGACAUGGACGCCUACAAGUACUACUUCUCAAUGCCGUACGGACUGACGGGGCCGCUCAACUUCUACCGAGCCUCUCUCCGAGGCUACGGCUCUGGGAAGACGCGCAAGGCCGCUGUUGAACUGGCCAAACGGAAGAUUGAGCCAAAGACGUUGGUCAUUUGGGGCACCGAAGAUGAGUUUCUGAUUACCGAGCUAGCCGCUGACUUGGCGGCACUGUGCGCCGACGGCAGUGUCCAGCUAGUGGAGCGAUGCUCCCACUGGAUUAUGAUUGAGCAACCGGAGAAGGUCAACCAGAUUAUGGCGCACUUUCUCAAUCUGAGCUAA